AUGCAGCCCUGCUCGGCUGACAUGCCGCGGGUCCUUGCUGCACAGCUUCCGAGCAGGGGCGCCGUGAGGCAGGGGCAUUCGCGGCUUGGAUGGAAGUGUGCAGAGCCUGCCAGUUGGGCUGCCCUUCCAUUGGCAGCAUACCCUUUUCCUCGGCCUUGGCCCUGUCUGCUCCGACGAAGAGGGGUUCCUCGCUCCGCCUCUCCUGGCCGACGGGAGGUGCUGAACAAAGUACUUGAUUUGGGGCUCCAGGGCCUCUUGGCCCUGAGCACGGUGGCGCUCUUCUUCAUUUGGGCUGGGAGCACGGCCUUCCAACGCGGGCUGGUAGAGCUGUCUGUGCAGCUCUUUGAUGCAGCAUCCUCUGUGGGCUACCCAUCCGCUUUGCUUUGGCAGCGGGGCAUCUCUUUGUACUACGCAGGCCGCUACGAAGACGGGGCGGCACAGUUUCGCAAGGACGCGGAUGUUAAUUCCAGCGACACGGAGGAGGCGGUCUGGGCCAUGUUGUGCGAAGCGCAAACAUUUGGCUUUGCUUCAGCCCAGCAGCGGAUGAUGAGGGUCGGAAAGGACCCCAGGUCCAUCAUGCGGCUCGUGUCGGAGCUUUUCGAAGGCGCCGUGGAUGCGAAGCGCCAACUGGAAGCCAUGGCAUCUGUGUCACCUGGGGACAAAGACUCUUUCUAUUCGGCGCUGUACUUGGGUCUUUUCGAGGAGUCACAAGGACACGACGAUACAUCCCUGCAAUGGAUCCGACGUUCACUUGACACCCGUUACGCUGAAGGCAGCUUCGAUUACAUGGUCGAUGCGCAGCGAGAUUCGGCACAGCGGCUGAGGGCCGGUGCCCGCCGCCUGGAGGACUCCCGACGGACGGCUUUGGAGGCUUUCGUGGCACUUGGGGAGGCCGAGAGCAUUGGCAUGGAUGUGAUGUCCGAGCUCACCGACCAGCGGGAUGCACUCAAGCGGACGAAGGGCCAUCUGCAUGAUGUCGACGAUCACCUUGGUACGUCCAAGAUGUUCUUGUCGACGAUGUCCCGACGCAUCCAGGGCAAUCAGGCCAUGGUGUGGUGCUUGGCAAUCGUCCUGUUCAUAAUUCUGGUUUGUCUUAUUUACUUGAAGCUGCAGAAGCUCGUGGCAAAGAGAAAGGAGCGGAGGCAAUCUUUAGAGAUGGGUGCAGGUGCUGCAGGGGUGCGCCCAGGCAGGGGCGGCCGUCGGGGCAUUCCGGCCGUUGCCAUGGCCUGGAACGCUGCGGAAAUCCGGGAAUGGGCCACACGUGAGUGCCUUUCGAGGCGCAUAGCGGCGAAGGCUGAAGAGCUUGAAGACUUGGGUGGUCUCAAGGCCAUCACUGACAGCUGGCUAUGUGCGAAUGGAGUGACUCUUCUGCCAGCGCGCUCGCGCGCCCUGACGGCGGCGAAGGCGGCACUCCAUCCAAAGAAGAAGGCCUUCAGGCUUGGCCGAAGGGGUGUCAUGUUUCUCGAAGCCCAAGAUGCGGAAGUUUUCCAGCGCCGUCGACCCGGCCGGCAGUGCCGGCAGCCCGAGAUCACAGAUCAAGUCUUGGAAGGCCGCCGGCCACACCGGCGUGUAAACCGCAACAAGAAGGAGUCUCGCCCUUUGAAUGGUCUCCCACAGCGGAUUGAGGAGGAGGAGACAGACGCGGAGCUGGGGACGGGCACUGCCGAGAGACCCACUGUCCGGGAUGACGAGGACAUGCUCUACUCGGAGGAGGAUGAGUAUGGCGACGAGUUCGACGAGGAGGAGGGUGACUACAUGGAGUUAGAUGGGCCUCCUCCGGAAGUCCUGGAUGGCUGGGAGAAGGAUGAGAUGGCCAUGGCCCUCCUGGCGAACUUCCAGUCGGAGGAGUUCGAGGGCAAGAAAGUGAUGAGUUUCCGCGAUGUGGCCAUGCUCCUGGAAGUGCUAGGCCUGGAGCGAGAGCAGUUCGUGGCCAUCUUCAGCGGCCAGGGCGGCAUGGAAGAUGAGUUUGACGACGACUUCCUAGAUGAAGAGGAAGAGAUGAUGCUGAAGAAGCAGUUCGAGCGCGGCUAUGGUGGUGGAGGGCCUGGUGGCGGCGGCAGAGGCCGCGGUGGCGGAGGAGGCGGGGGUGGCCGAGGACGGCAAAAUCACGGAGGCGGAGGCCGUGGAGGCGGCGGUGGAGGACGUGGUCGAGGCCGACGACCCUGA
Molecule: messenger RNA, 2166 nt
Organism: Symbiodinium necroappetens
Lineage: Eukaryota; Dinophyceae; Suessiales; Symbiodiniaceae
Source: the annotation of a GenBank genome assembly